Messenger RNA from Priapulus caudatus, 464 nucleotides. Its product is annotated as protein sickie-like. Bases 64 to 339 code for a protein of 91 amino acids. Gene Ontology annotation, biological process: nervous system development; neurogenesis. The record is from RefSeq and is a predicted model, not a curated record. Lineage: Eukaryota; Metazoa; Priapulida; Priapulimorpha; Priapulimorphida; Priapulidae. The transcript has 3 exons.
GUAACUGGCAGUAGUUGAGUAGAGCUAUAGCGCAAGGCAGUUCGCUGUAAUUUGGUCGGCACGAUGAAAUUGUAUCCUGUCAAAGAAGUGCGCAGCAGCACUGCAUGGAUGCUCUUGCCUACAAGACGCUCAUCCCCAAGUCGAUCGUGUAGCGUACACAUCCUGCUGCUUGAGCAUCGCCGCAUCAUCCUCUGUGGCCCCAGCGGCACAGGCAAGAGCUACCGGCGGCUGGCCGAAUACCUCGUGCUGCGGUCGUGUAAGGAGUCAUCGCCUGGCGCCAUCGUCGACCACAAGUCGAACAAAGAGAUGCGAUCAUGCGAACAUAGUCGAGCAGUGUGAAAGCGCCGCCGCUGCCGACCGUGAUCAUCCUCGACAACCUGCUGGGAGACGUAAGUCACGUUUGUAUUCUCGCUGCCUCUCUCUAUCUCUCUCUCUCUCGCUCUGCCUCUCUGUACCUCUCUCUC